AUGAUAAUGAAAUGGGUGGCGGUUCUCUUGAUCUCAUUGUGCACUGUAGGAACAGAAGCUUCUCCAGGAGACAGAAGUAUCUGGUAUCAAGAAUGCACACAAAUCUGUAUAAACAGAUACAACUGCUCCAGAACAUUUGGAACAUUCGACUGGGUUCGUGGAGAUUGUUUUUGGUGUCGAUACGAAUGUAUGUGGGAGACAACGGAACAUUUUGAGAGUAACUUCGGAAAUGUUCCACAAUUCCACGGAAAAUGGCCGUUCCUUGCCAUUCCUCUCCCCUUCGGAUUCAUCAUUCAGGAGCCCGCCUCCGUCAUUUUCUCACUUCUCAAUCUCUUCACUGUAUAUAAAAUGCUUCAACGAUUCAAACGAAUGAAGGAUCUUCCGAAUCGAACAAUGUGGCUUAUCUAUGCUCAUGUUGGAAUGUUCACCUGGAUUUCUUCAACUCUUUUCCAUAUGUUCGAUUGUGAUAUCACCGAGAAAAUGGACUAUUUCGGAGCUUACACCUUCGUCCUAUCGGCCUUCUAUGUCUCAUUAGUGUUCACAAGUCCUCAAUUACAGUAUUCGCUAAUAGGAAGAAGGCUCAUCAAACUGAUGCAACUAUUGUUUAUCGGAGUAUUCUUGAAACAUUUCAAAGAUAUGGCGACCCACUUCGACUAUGGUUACAACAUGUUCUGUUGCAUAGCAUUCUCUCUCUGCGCCACCGCUCUCUACGCCCAUCAUCUCUAUAGAAGAAAAAUAAAUCUCGGUUCACUCCAAGAGCCAGAUAUUCUCCUCAUGCGACUCAUAAUUUGGGCGAAUCUCGCUACUGGCCUGGAACUAUUGGAUUUUGUUCCAGUCUUUUGGAUUUUCGAUUCCCACUCGCUGUUCCAUCUGGCAACUAUUCCGAUUCCAAUCUGGUGGGCUGACUUCUUGGAUAUCACGUAUGACUUGGAUUCAACUGUCGAUAGAAAAUCAACGAUUCUGAAGAUAGCUUAA
Molecule: messenger RNA, 975 nt
Organism: Caenorhabditis remanei
Lineage: Eukaryota; Metazoa; Nematoda; Chromadorea; Rhabditida; Rhabditidae
Exons: 5
Coding region: 1-975 (324 amino acids)
Biological process (GO): GPI anchor biosynthetic process
Cellular component (GO): endoplasmic reticulum membrane
Molecular function (GO): hydrolase activity, acting on ester bonds
Source: RefSeq, a predicted model, not a curated record